AUGUCGAAGCGCGGGCGCGGAGGCACGUCAGGCAACAAGUUUGCGAUGGCGGUGGGCUUGCCCGUGGCCGCCGUCAUGAACUGCGCGGACAACACGGGGGCGAAGAACCUCUAUGUUAUCUCCGUCUGUGGCUGGGGCUCUCGGCUGAACAAGCUGCCGUCUGCCUCUUGCGGAGAUAUGUUCAUGGCCAGCGUGAAGAAGGGCAAGCCUGACCUGCGCAAGAAGGUCACCCCGGCAGUGGUGGUGCGGCAGCGGAAGGCGUGGCGGCGGAAGGAGGGCACCUACAUAUACUUUGAGGACAACGCGGGUGUGAUCGUCAAUCCCAAGGGCGAGAUGAAGGGCUCUGCCAUCACGGGACCCGUUGCGAAGGAGUGCGCCGACCUGUGGCCGCGCAUUGCCAGCGCUGCCAACUCCAUUGUCUGA
Molecule: messenger RNA, 423 nt
Organism: Monoraphidium neglectum
Lineage: Eukaryota; Viridiplantae; Chlorophyta; Chlorophyceae; Sphaeropleales; Selenastraceae
Product: 60S ribosomal protein
Exons: 3
Coding region: 1-423 (140 amino acids)
Biological process (GO): translation
Cellular component (GO): cytosolic large ribosomal subunit; ribosome
Molecular function (GO): structural constituent of ribosome; large ribosomal subunit rRNA binding
Source: RefSeq, a predicted model, not a curated record